Molecule: messenger RNA, 5935 nt
Organism: Danio rerio (zebrafish)
Lineage: Eukaryota; Metazoa; Chordata; Actinopteri; Cypriniformes; Danionidae
Source: RefSeq, a predicted model, not a curated record
GCUGCUCCUCCUGGGAGACACGCAAGACACACACUGUACUCCUGACAACAACAGCCUCUCAAAUAAUUACUGGAAAUAUCGUUUUAAUCAGCGCCACAUAAAGAGACAUUUCUAACAUUGUACAAUGACUGCGAAUCAUGUGCGAAAGCGUCGAAAAGGAGGGUCAACGGAAAGUUAACGAUGAUUUGAUAAUUAACGACAGCUUCCAUCCCUUGGAAGAUGCAGCUCCAAACUGGAGUUGUUAUAAACUGAUUAUUGAUCCGGGUUUGACCAGCGGAAGUCAGAAAGUGUACCGAUAUGAUGGACAGCACUUCAGCGAACCCCAUCCUGAAUGUUUUCCGGUGGAUGUUGUACGAGAUCCAAGAAUUACUCGUUUUUGGGCAAAAUUUAAAAACGCAGAUCUUCCAGUCCCCAAACUCAAGGUUGAUGAGUAUUAUGUCGGAGCACCUAAGGAGUUGACAUUUGCAAGACUUAAUGACAACAUCAGAGAUGGAUUCCUAUCUGAAAUGUGUAAAUGCUUUGGAGAGAUUCAAGAUUUGAAAGUUUUUUAUAAUCCAAAGAACAAGAAACAUUUAGGACUAGCAAAGGUUGUUUUUGAAUCUGUAAAAGCAGCAAAUAAUGCAGUAAAAAAUCUCCACAAAACUUCUGUGAUGGGAAACAACAUUCAUGUGGAGCUUGACCCUAAAGGCUUGAAGAGGCAUCGAUACUUCCAGAUGAUUGUUAAUGGUUUAUAUACACCUUUUACUCUCCCUGUUGAAGAAGAGGCCUGGGGGCCGCAGUCACCAUCUUCCAUCACAGACUCCUUAAUUGAGUGUGAAUCACUAAAGAAGCUCACAUAUACAUUGUCCUCCUCAUCCUCAAUAUGUAAUGGCUCCCCUUCUUUGGAUUGUUCUACUCCUUUAUCUAUGGAUACCGCCUACUCCAGCAUGCAUCAGGACACUCCCAGUAGCUUCUGGCAAACACCUCAAUACCAAGACACUCCUCGCACCCCUUCUGUGACCCACAGUAGACCAGGCACACCAUCUCAGUGUGAGAGGACUCCAAAUGAAUCUACACUGAUAAACACUGGCCCCAUUGUCCCUUUUAUUCAACAAUCCACCCUGAACAUCUCACAUUUUCAGCCUGGUCAACCAGCUAUAAAUAAACCUAGCACUAUUCAACAUGCUGUGCAAAACUUUUGGAUGCUAAGUGGGACUCCCUCUCAUAACGGCAUCUUCUCAAAUAGGCAGAGAACCCCAGGUGGCAAUUCUCAUCCUAGUAAUCAUGUACGGGGAGGACAUCGAGUCAGACCUCUCGAAAGCAAGUACCAAAAUGCAUACAACCGGAGGCCACAACACCGCCACUAUAUACACAGACCUGUGUAUCGGAGAGGUCACUACCACCGUGCACUUGCUACAAAUCAAGUCACUUUGAACAGAUUUCAGGAAACUCCAACCACACCUUUAUAUUCAGAUAAGCUCACAGGCCGAAAUUUUACCGACUCAAUCAAGGGCCUCUGUGUUAAUCACAUAUCUGUUGUUGAAGAUCCACUAUCUCUUCCUUACUCAGAGAAACUGCCUGAGAAGACUAAUAAUCACAUUCAUCCUGAUAUAGAGAAAAAUGUGUAUGCUUCGGAAAAUACUUUAACUCAAACUGCUUCACCGGUACCUAGCAAGACAACUUACGAUGUGAACCAAAAUCAUUAUCCAUCACAAGCCCAGUCUUCUCACUCAUAUGUCCCAAAACUGUGCUCUUCUCCUGAAACAACUGAAGAUAUUUCAGAGCCCACAGUUGAGUGUCCUUCUCCUGAAUUUCCUGCUCCAGAGUCAAAACCUGACAGUCUGGACACUCGCAUCCAGAUGCUUUUAAGUGCUGGUAGUCCAGUUCUGCCUCUUCUGAACCAAGACAGUUCAGACUCAGAGUCUACUGAAGAGAAUGAUCAUCAUCAGCGCUCGUCCAGAGCCCCCAGCCCCACUCAGUCACUGACCACUGGUGUUUCUUUAAAUUAUGAUGAUAUAUCCUCUGUUGUUAGAGAUACUAGUUCCUAUCCCAGAGAAAAUUUAUCUGGAAUGGAGGAUGUGAAUCCCACUGCAUUGUAUGAUGUGGCAGAAGACAAACAUGAACUUCCGUCACCAAAGAAGCCCUUAUCCAAGAUGCCCUCCAGCACCAUUGUCAAUCCAAAUGAAGAUCAAGAUACUUCAGACCAGCCGUCUAGUAUACCAGUGAUCUGCACCAACAGGAGCACUUCAACACCUCCUAUGUCUGAAAUACCCCCACCUCCAAUGCCAUCUGUUCACUACCCCUUUUUACCUGGGUACUCUCUGCCUACAUCUUCUUGCUCAUUGUAUCCUCCUUCAAUCAUCAAGCAAGUCUGCAGGCGAUCAAACUGGCCGACUAGUUUGGCGCCUCUUCCUAUUCCAACUAGAAUAACACAAGGGCAAACCUCAUUGUCACCCUCUUUCCUCCCUCAGUCCUUCAGCUUUAUGACUCAUCGUCCACCUUACCCUUCUCCUGGAUGUUCAUCUACUAUGUUGAGGUACAGGCCACCCUGGCCUCCUCCUCCCCCCAUUCCCAGGUUUGACCCUUCAGUGCCCCCACCAGGGUACGUCCCCAUAAAAGAGUCACCACAUAAGGCCACAGUUGAUGGAGUUCUGGCUGUAGUUGCUUCUGAACUGCGGGCCAUCGUGAAGAAAGACAUACAUCGCAGGAUGAUUGAGAUUAUGGCCUUCAAAGCAUUUGAUCAGUGGUGGGAUGACAAAGAACAGGCAGCCAAGGUAUCUGCCCCAGCUGUUAAAUCGGUGGGAAAUAAAGACAUUAAACUCAGAGUGAUGGAGCAGAGCCUGAGAUUAGGGACUGCUGGGGGUGAAGGCUGUAUACUGGACUCAGGAAAAAUAAAGAGUCUACAUGGUGCCAUUAAAUUGCCAUCGUUUAAGAGGAAGGGUCCAUCAGGUCAGGGCUCCACAGAUGUUAAAAGGAUAUGUCCUUCUCCUGGUCCUGAACACUCUGAAGAUGAAGAGUCAGAGCAGCAAACAGCCCCAGAUUGUGUUGAUGAAACUACAGUCUUAAAUGCCAGUGAAGACACCAUGGUCAAACGAAGGCAUUCCAGGCCUUUAGCCUUAGAUAGUGAAGAGGAGGAUGAUGAAGAGAAUUCAGAGAAGGCGGAGGAUCCAAAACCAGAACAAGUUCAUGCAUGUGAUCGGGUUGACAUUAAAAAAGUUACUAAAGACCAGACGAGUGAUCCCUGUGUUAUCGUUGAUGAUGAAGAUACAGAUACUGAAACUCUCAGCCAUUCAAAUUCAUCUGCUUCUAAAAGCCAAGGAUACGACUCUUUAGCCUCUCCCAGAAGUGCCUCUCACUACUCAGCUUGUUCUCCGUCUGUUAUCGACUCCCCAGUUUCCUCUAGACCUGUCUUUGUCUCCUCAGAUGACAGAAGCGACGAGUCCUCAUCUGUGUCUUCUGCUGAGGAUGAUCAGUCAGAUGGUCAAAGUUCUCCUGAAACUCCUCGUGAGGACAGAAGGGUAGUAGAGACUAUAUGGAUUUCUUCAGAUGAGGAUGAUGAUGAAAACCAAGAGACUCUUCACACUCCUGUUUUCUUACCUUCACCGCACUCGGAAGAAGAUCUCCAACCCCCUGUGACCCCAUCAGCUCCAGAUUCAAUCGAAAGUGAUGUAGACAAUGACUUUUUUGAUUUGGAUCCAGCUCAAAUGGAAGACCCAGAGGAAGAACUGAGUGUACGAGUGUAUAUGCAGGGACUAAAACUGCCUGAGCCUCUCAGAUACACCUUACAGGACCCUGUGAAACACUGUUUGACAAACAAACUGAAGCUUCCAGACCCUGUGAUAUUCUUCUCAGAUCAGGAAUCAGAGCUGCCAAGCCCACCUUCUCCUACAUACAGAGGAUUAUCAGAUGAUUUGGAGACCCAGUACACUACAGACUCAGAGGACCAGAGAGUCAUCAUGGAAGCGCUGGAGGAUCCCGUGCACCUCAGACCCAUCACACCCACUGGAUUCUUGUCCGACAGUGACCCUGACAUAGAGAUGGGACGGAAAUUUUCUCCUCCGGCCAUCGAGGAGGUAGAUCUGCCACACACUCCUGGUAGAUGUCUGGAACUAGAGGAUGAUGAAAAUAACAUUCUACCACCAGGUCCACCGACACCACUACCACCUCCUCCAUCUCCUACAGGCAUAAAAGAACUUCCAUCCUCACCCCUUUACUACGGUAUUCCUCUCCUGUCAUCAUAUCCUGGAUAUGAGGAAAUCCCAAAAACACCAGGCAGAGUCAAUGAUCCAGGUUUUGUUUUUCACUCUGAAAGAAUAACACCACCACAAGAGCCUUCACGAACACUGGAAAGCCCCUGCAAUCCCUUUCUGUCUUCUUUUGCUGACAGCGGGAUUCCAAGGACCCCAGGGAGAGACAUGUCUCUGUCUCCACCUGUGCUAAACCACAGAGAAAGACAUGUUCAACACAGAGAGCUGUUGAAAUAUGGACAGCGUCAUCGUAACAGUGAUUUUGCACAGUCAGACGUACAAACAAACAAUUUUAGUAAAAAUAAUAGUCACACACCUCGUUCAGACACGGCACGCUUGAAAAGGCGACGAGAGCGUCUUAAAAAAAGACAACGAAUGAUUGAAUUACAACGGUCAAGACGAUGCACUGAUCUAAAUACUCAUUCAUCUUUACAAGUGAGUAGUGCGACAACAAAACCUACAAAUCAAAGUUUGGAGCCUUUGGACAGAGUCUCAAACAUCAGGACAGAAGAAUCAAACAAUAGUCAGCAGAUUGAGACUCAAAGGCUUUCAGAGUCGUCCUAUGUGAGGAGAGAUUCCUCAUUGACUCCUCAUCUUAUCUUCACUCCACGCUCUAAGAGAAGAGAGAAGUUGGUCCUUCAUGCUGUGUGGACUAAAGGAGUGAAUGAAGAGGAGAUCCGGCACCUGAAGGCCUCCUAUGAGAGGCUUGUGGUGGAGGAUAACGAAUAUGAUUGGUUGAGACGAACUCGCUGGAUCCCACAUCCUCCAACCAGCACUUCUGACGACAGGCCGAGAAGAUGGUUGGAUGGGGUCAGGAAUCAUUUGACAGGUUGUGCACGCAGUGAGGGUUAUUACUUCAUCAGCAAGAGGGAAAAGCUGCAGUAUCUCUGUAAUGAGCGCACUGUUUCAGAAGAGUUUACUGCAGAUUCUCAGGGAAAGAGUGUUUCAGCACAGGUUUCACAUUCAUCCAGAUCAGGCUCUGAACUCAGAGCAGAACAGCGCCGCCUGUUGUCCUCAUUCAGCUGUGACAGUGACCUCCUGAAAUUCAACCAGCUCAAGUUCCGCAAAAAGAGGCUCCGUUUUGGCAAGAGUCGUAUUCAUGACUGGGGGCUUUUUGCGGAGGAGCCCAUUGCUGCAGAUGAAAUGAUAAUUGAAUAUGUGGGCCAGAGUAUUCGGCAGGUAAUAGCAGACAUGCGUGAAAGGCGUUAUGAAACUGAAGGCAUUGGAAGCAGCUAUCUUUUCCGGGUGGACCACGACACCAUCAUUGAUGCAACCAAGUGUGGUAAUCUGGCAAGAUUCAUCAACCACAGUUGCAAUCCAAACUGCUAUGCCAAAGUCAUCACUGUAGAGGCUCAGAAGAAGAUUGUCAUCUACUCACGACAACCUAUCACUGUAAAUGAAGAGAUCACUUACGAUUACAAAUUUCCUAUUGAGGAUGAGAAAAUCCCCUGUCUGUGUGCUGCGGAGAACUGUAGAGGAACCCUCAACUAGACAAGAGCUCAUCUAACACAUUCAAAGUAUUAGCAGUAAACAUGAACCUGUUUUUAAGCACAACAUUUUGUUCAGGUAAAGUAUUGAAACAUUUACUUUAACCCUGAACACUACACAAAGGAAAACACAAUUUAGAACUGGUAAAACAUCAUUUAAAAUUAAAACAUAGAAUCCUUCUUUAGAUUAAUACACUACCUGACAAAAGUCGUCGAUCUCAG